Poecile atricapillus (Black-capped chickadee) is the source of this 6115-nucleotide messenger RNA. It is a transcript of the gene ITGB6, whose product is annotated as integrin subunit beta 6. Gene Ontology annotation, biological process: cell migration; cell adhesion mediated by integrin; integrin-mediated signaling pathway. The coding region runs from base 336 to 2705 and encodes 789 amino acids. The transcript is spliced from 17 exons. The record is from RefSeq and is a predicted model, not a curated record. Gene Ontology annotation, molecular function: integrin binding. Gene Ontology annotation, cellular component: focal adhesion; integrin alphav-beta6 complex; cell surface. Lineage: Eukaryota; Metazoa; Chordata; Aves; Passeriformes; Paridae.
AGGGCCUUAGAAGAGUGUUACAGCUGUUUGCUGCUCUGAUUUGCAACCCAGCUGGCACUGAUGCUUCCUUGUGCAUUCCCUAAGACACUUGGUGAGCCUGGAGAAUCCACAGAGUAAACUGAAAUUCGAAGGAGCAGGAUGGUGGUGUGCUUUUAAAGCAGAGGCUUGACUUCAGGGCUGGUAAGAAGCAAGGCAGCUGCCAUGUGGAAAAAGAGCAGCACUCUGUGAUCCUGCAGAAAGCUGGGCUGCGGUGCAAGGAUGUCUGCAGUGCUGGGGAAUCAGCACACGAGAAAUGUGCAAGUGCUCUGGGGAGCAGCAGCCAGCACUGAAAACGAAUGGGGAUUGAAUUGCUUUGCCUCUGUUUCCUAUUUCUGCAAAGAAAUAACUAUGUGCAAGGGACCUGUUCUCAGGAAAGCGCAGUGACUUGUGAAGAUUGUUUGCUUUCCGGACCACACUGCGCUUGGUGUUUGCAAGAGAAUUACACAGACUCAGCUGGAAUUCAUGGGAGGUGUGAUACCUUGGAAAAUCUUUUGUCCAAAGGAUGCCAGUUGAAUUUGAUUGAGUUUCCCAUUUCAGAAGUAGAAAUUCACAGAAAUGAUCCCCUAACGGCAUCAGCCCAGAAGAACAGCUCUGAUGUCACACAGAUUUAUCCCCAGAAAUUAACUCUGAGGCUGCGACCAGGACAUGAAGAAACAAUACAGAUCAAGGUUCGCCAGACUGAAGAUUAUCCAAUUGAUCUCUACUACCUCAUGGAUCUUUCAGCUUCCAUGGAUGAUGAUCUGAAUACAAUCAAAGAACUGGGUUCAACUCUUUCCAAAGAGAUGUCAAAAUUGACAAGCAACUUUAGACUGGGAUUUGGAUCUUUUGUUGAAAAACCAGUUUCACCAUUUAUCAAAACUACAGCUGCAGAAAUAAACAACCCUUGCAGAAGUGUACCAUAUGAGUGUUUACCCACCUUUGGAUAUAAAAAUGUUUUGCCACUAACAAAUGAUGCUGAAAAAUUCAAUGAAAUCGUGAAAGGACAGCGCAUUUCUGCUAAUAUAGACACUCCAGAGGGAGGAUUUGAUGCAAUUAUGCAGGCAGCUGUUUGCAAGGAAAAAAUUGGAUGGAGGAAUGAUUCUCUACAUUUGCUGGUGUUUGUGAGUGAUGCUGAUUCCCAUUUCGGGAUGGACAGUAAACUGGCAGGGAUUGUUAUUCCUAAUGAUGGGAAUUGUCAUUUGGACCAUAAUAAUGAAUAUUCCAUGUCAACUGUUCUGGAGUAUCCCACAAUUGGACAAUUAAUCGACAAACUUGUGCAAAACAAUGUUCUAUUAAUUUUUGCUGUAACAAAUGAGCAAGUUCACAUAUAUGAGAAUUAUGCAAAGCUUAUUCCUGGGGCUACGGUUGGACGACUACAGAAGGAUUCUGGAAAUAUUCUCCAGUUGAUCAUUGCUGCAUAUCAGGAGCUGAGGUCUGAGGUUGAGUUGGAGAUCCUGGGAGAGACGGAAGGGCUCAAUCUCUCCUUCACGGCCAUCUGUAACAAUGGGACCUUUUUUCCACAUCAGAGGAAAUGCUCUCAUGUGAAAGUGGGAGAUACAGUCUCUUUCAACGUGACUGUAAGUCUCUCUUCUUGCGAAAAAACCAGAAGGCUCAUCAAGAUAAAACCUGUGGGGCUCAGUGACGUGCUGGAGAUGGAAAUUCAUCCCCUCUGCAGUUGUAGCUGUCAGGCCGAGGCGGAGAAGGAGAGCCCAAAGUGCAGCCAAGGGAAGGGCUCUCUGGAGUGCGGGGUGUGUGUGUGCAGCCCCGGGUACGUGGGGCCACGCUGCGAGUGCCACGAGAGCUCCCUGGGUGCCAGCUCCUGCAGGGGCCCGGCCGAGCACAGCUCCUGCAGCGGCAGAGGCGACUGCUACUGCGGGCACUGCCUGUGCCACCCGUCCCCCUUCGGAAAGGUGUACGGGCCCCGCUGCGAGUGCAAUGACUUCUCCUGCGUCAGGCACAGAGGGCUUCAGUGUGCAGGCAAUGGUGACUGUGACUGUGGGGAAUGCAAGUGCCACAGUGGAUGGACUGGUGAAUACUGUAAUUGCACAACUGAUACCAGCACCUGCAUUGCUGAGGACGGGACACUGUGCAGUGGGAGAGGUGACUGCAUCUGUGGGACAUGUGCUUGCACCCAUCCAGGUGCUUCGGGCCAAAUGUGUGAAAAAUGCCCUCUCUGCGGUGACCCCUGCAGUUCCAGACGGAGCUGUGUGGAAUGUCACUUGGCUUCCGAUGACAAGUCACUGGGAGAUUGCAGUGAAAAAUGCAAAUUGGUUGAUGCAACUGUCAGCAUGGCAAAGGAUUAUUCUGAGGAUAAAUCCAUUUCCUGCUCUUUGCAGGGGGAAAAUGAAUGUAUAACCACAUUUCUACUGGCUGCUGAUGAACAGGGAAGGACAGUCAUUCACAGCAUAGAACAGAAAGAUUGUGCACAGAAUCCAAAUAUCCCAAUGAUAGUGGUGGGUGUCACCCUUGCUAUCCUUCUAAUUGGCAUUGUUUUACUGUGUAUAUGGAAAUUAUUGGUGUCAGUUCAAGACCGAAAAGAGGUGGCCAAAUUUGAAGCAGAAAAAUCAAAAGUUAAAUGGCAAACGGAAACAAAUCCACUGUACAGAGGCUCAACAACCACUUUUAAAAAUGUGACUUACAAGAACCAAGAUAAGCAUAAAAGGCCCAUGGCUGCAGAUUUCUAUUAGCACCUCCAACACUACAAACUUAGUUUUACUGGCAGGAAAUCUGAAUCUAAACGUGUUUCUUCUCAGCUGAUUAUGUGAUAUUUGUUUGCAAGUUGCAGUGGUAUAACCAUUCUGUUAGAGAAUAUAUGUCUUGUGUCGGGACAAAUAAAGAUAACAUAUUAGUAGUAAAGGUUAGUAGAAAUAUUUUUUAUUUUUUUUAAUGACCCUUUAUUGUUAAAGCCCCCAUCUUAAAAAAAUGGCACCACAAAUAAUUUUAAUUUUGUCUUUAAUAUGAGGGUUAUAAAUUAUCACAUUGGCUUAUUUUUUGUUAAAUUAGAUAUAUGCAGUGAACUUUAUGCUAUUUUGUUCAUACACACAAUUCCAUAAAUGACUGUUUAGGAAUGUAUUUGUACUGGUCUAUUUGGCUGGUUUAAAUGUAGAAAAGAUUUUUUUUUCAUGAAUGCAGUUUAAACUACUGAGGACUGAGCUUUCUCAUAUCAUCUGUGUCACUGAAUAGUUUCUCACCAGAAAAAAAGUAGUGAUAGUGCCUGUCUUCUGUAAAUGUAAGUUAUAAAGAAACAUUUCUUCUCUAAUCCUUCUUUCAUUGUCCUGUUUCUCUCUUUCCUUUUCCUUGUUGCUCUUUGAUGUUCUUUAAAGACCUAGCCCCUGGGAUUGUCUCAGGGAAAGUUAAAUCAAGCCAAUCAAGCCUUAUUCACUUGCAGUUGUUUUGUGCUCACAAUACACCUCACAUGCUGGACCAUCACACAGUGGCUUAGGAGCCCUUUACAUACAGAAAUAUUCACAUAAAAGGUUUAUUAUCACACACAAAGACAGUACUCAUUUUUGGUAUGUCCAAAAUUGUGAGGUUCUUUCAAUGCCCAGCAGCCAAACUGCUUAUUCCUGUGCAUAACAACAUAUUCAGCUCUUUUGGGCUGGGUUGUUUGGUUUUGGAUUUGGUUUGGUUUAUUUUCCCCCAAACUAGACAACAAAAAAGAUCUAUGGAUUUCACUUCAUAUUAAUUUCUAUUAUCUUAAUGAGGAAUUUAAGUCUCCAUUUUAGCUAAUUACAAAUGACUUGCUGUAAAUUUUUGAAUUGUAAUCGGUUAGCAUGCAUAGCACUGAAUAAAGAAAGUAAAAAAGUAGCUAACAUGCUGGGAUAGAAAAAUUAUAACAUUGGACUAUUUUAAGGUAACAAUAAUGAACUUUACUUUUUAAUAUCACUUUUCAGCUGCAUUUUUGCUACUCUGAAACAGAUGGUCAAAAUGUACAUAUGAAGGUACCUAGAAUAGAAGACAUAGAAAUCAAAGGUACUUUGCCACUGUUACAAAUGAUCACGUACAUUCCCUAAGGUAAAUAGGGAAUUUAAUCUGAAAAAGUAUCGAUCUGAAUGUAUUUGAUCUGAAAAAGUCAAUGUCCAUUUUUUAAUAAAUAUUUAUCACGUUUGUACAGCUUCAGUCUCCAUAUUCUCCACAAUUUCUGGAACUGAGACUGGUUUAUUAGCAAGCUCUGACCCAUGCCUGUUUUAGGGCCUGAUCCAAAGCCUACCGGAGUCAAUGGCUGCAGAUGUGGAUCUAGUUUCAGUGAAACUAUUAGUUUUGGUUUACGAAGAUUGUUUUGUUUAAACAAACUGGUUAAUACUGUCUAUUAGUGAGUUAGAACCUGUAGUACAUAUGUCUGUACAAAGAGAAAUAGUAUCAGAUGCCUUUGGAAGGAAGGUGAUGCUGGAACCAUGUAUUAAGUACAAAAUUCUAGAGUGUGAUGGAAAUGAUGGCUGUGGUCCAGCUGGAACAGAUUUGCAACUGUGUUCUGGUAUUCCUGCAUAUCUCAUAGUGGAAAGUGCACAGAUAAAGGCUUGCAUCUAUGGCCCUUCCAACCACUAGACUCCCACAGAUGUCAGUGCAAGUUACAUAUGGGACCAAAUCCCAUUUCCCUGGCACGUGGAUAAAUUCAUGGGAUGCAAAGCUGUCCCCUGAAUCUGCUCAGAUUCCAUUUGGGUGAGGAUUGCCUAAGGAACUAGGGAAAUCUGGAUUUCACCCGUGUAGGUUAUCUGUUACUCUUUUGUUUCUCACGUAGAAGUCAUCAAAUUAUAAACUUUCUCUGAAAAAAAUCAAAAUACUUUUAUUACUCUUCAAGUAAUAAAAACCCUAUACCGUUUAUUAAAUACAUUUUAAGUUCUGAGAUCUGAUUUUGCUACUCAAUAUUAGGAUUGAAAGCCUUUCUCCUGUAGGCUGCCCAUCUCAAUAUUCCAACAUAUCUCAGCCUUCAAAUGUUAAUAACAAAUUGGUGUUUGUGUUUCAUAUCAAAUGCUUGGUGCUCUACAUCCCCUGUUCCUACAGGAGAUCUCAUUUCACAAACCUUCUCACCCUCUUCUUGUGUCUUCUGAUCAUCAGCAGAGAUCAAAUUUGUUAUGUUUACAGUCCAAUUGCUCCUGCUAACAAUCUCUUUCCAAAUUAUUAAAAAUGUUCAGGAGCCAGGCAGGAUGAUUUGCAAUUUCCCUGCUGUGACUCACUGUAGUAUAAAUUUUCUGUGCACCUUCCAAGUUGUCAGGCUGGAAAUCACUCAAACAGUUAGAAUUUAUCAGAAGAGAGAAAAUAGGACUUGGUGAGGAAGGUUUCUAUUAUUGAGGGAUAUGAAAUAACUCAAGUCAUACAUAUGAGCCAUCCUUUAAUAGCAUUAAUUUAGAUCAUAAAUUUUGACUAAACUUCCAGAUUUCAAGAACUUUGAAGAUCUCACUUGGCAUUCACCCUAUAAAAAAGAGUGGUAUUCAUCCCUUUUUGUUAACUAUAUAAUUUUCAUUUUGUAGAAUUUUAAUCAAAGUUCAUAUUUUUCUCUUUUUAAAAUUUCUUUCUCCACCAAGCUGUAAGUGAGUUUGUGUGUGGUAAGUGGGAUGAAAAAGUCUUUCUGCUGUUUUCACAAACACUGUUUUGACCUCAGGCUGGUCUUUGAGACUGGCCAAAACACUUUUUAAUAGUAAUACUUCUAUUCACUAAUGAUUUAAAUUGAAUAAAAGAAUAAUCAUUAGCAAUUUUAUGGUAGAUCUCAUACACCCUGUUCAGUAAUGUAUGUUAAAUGGACAAUGUUUCAUUUGAUUUAUAAAAGGUGCAUGUUAAUUUGUAUUGUAAAUGUCCAGAUUACAUUCAAGUUUGUUUUGUAAUGUAGCUAGUGGGUAAUGGGUCUGGGAUACAAGACUGGGGAGUCAAGUGCAAUACUCUCCAUGCUUCAUCUGCCUUUAUGUGAGAGUUCAGGUUUGUUUGGCAGCGUGUUAUUGCCAGAGUUAUUGCCCCCCAAAACUUACCACACACAAUCUAAAAAUAAAAAGACAAUUUUUAGCUUCAUCUAUUUGAAAGAAACCAGUAAAUCAUUCAACUUGUUUGUGUAAAAAAGGAGUUAUUUGACCUUGAAUAAAGAUUGUAAAAUUGAAUCAUUUUAUAA